AUGUCUAAAACCCCCCAUGCAUGGCGAAUGGAACUAACAGACUGCAUUGCAUCAUACAUGAAAGCCAGAUUUCAAGAAGAGGUAUUCAGCGGACCUCAUGCCCUUCCAGAUAUAUUGAUUCUGUUUCCAGUGUUAUGUGAAGUGGAUCACAUAUCAUCAGUAAUCUCACAGGCCUAUCAUUACCCAAUCAAUGUCAGGAAAAAUUGGGGUGGAACAACCUGCAAUGGAGAAGCUGCUGAGAGAUACAUGGAAGUGACUGAGCUGUCCAUUCUGGUGACCAACUCAAACACCAUCCACAUUUGGUAUUUGCUGGACACUCUCAGCCCAAAAAGAAGGGCCAAUGUAUGGAACUGCCUUCAUCUUCUGAGGGAACCACUGUGGGAGAGCAUAAAGGCUUCCCCACAGGCAUGGCAGAUGGACAAGUCAUAUUUCCAUGAUAAUGCUGAGUUGAAAGGCGCCAUCAACCUGUCACCUGCAUGGUUUCAACAGGGUCAUGGGCACUCAUCUGUCUUGAAACCCCAAAAUGGCUUCCCAGAAGCCUCAUGGCUGCUCAAAUCCAGGACGGAAAACACUUCUACAAGGGAAUGGGUCAACCAAAUGACUGACACCAAUGCCCUGUUAUCUGCAAUCCUGCAUGUCAUCCAUCCACAAAUGUAUGCAGAUGGCAGGGAAGCAUUGAUCUGCCUUGGCAAACAGGCAGAACAGUGGGCAGAUUUGGAUAUGAGCUCCAUACUGCCAAUAUGGAGCUCCACAUAUAGCAGCAUGCAUCCAUUGUAUGACAUGCUGGUAACUGUGGGCAACUACCCACCCUUGGACUUUGUCAUUCCAAUGUUGAAUCUGCAGCUGUGCUACAACCCAGGGAUGAUCAUUGCAUUUUCAGGUUCAGCACUGGAGCAUGGGGUGGGAGCUGUAGACUGGUGA
Messenger RNA from Pisolithus orientalis, 921 nucleotides. RefSeq lists its product as uncharacterized. NCBI's taxonomy places the organism in Eukaryota, Fungi, Basidiomycota, Agaricomycetes, Boletales, Pisolithaceae. Bases 1 to 921 code for a protein of 306 amino acids. The transcript has 5 exons. The record is from RefSeq and is a predicted model, not a curated record.